This is a messenger RNA of Melopsittacus undulatus (budgerigar), 2428 nucleotides long. RefSeq names its product chromatin licensing and DNA replication factor 1 (gene CDT1). NCBI's taxonomy places the organism in Eukaryota, Metazoa, Chordata, Aves, Psittaciformes, Psittaculidae. Bases 177 to 1958 code for a protein of 593 amino acids. The record is from RefSeq and is a predicted model, not a curated record. Gene Ontology annotation, cellular component: nucleus. Gene Ontology annotation, molecular function: DNA binding; DNA polymerase binding. Gene Ontology annotation, biological process: DNA replication preinitiation complex assembly; DNA replication checkpoint signaling; mitotic cell cycle. The transcript is spliced from 10 exons.
CGCGGGUUCCCGCCAAGGAGCGGAGGUUUUGGCGCGGCCGCGGCUCCACGUGAGGGGACGGCGCUGGGACCGGAUCCACACCAGUACCGGUAGCGUUACCGGUACCAGCAUCGUUACCGGUACCAGCACCAUUACCGGUACCAGCACCGGUAUCAUUACCGGUACCCGCAGCCAUCAUGGCCCAGCUCCGCCUCACCGACUUCUUCACCCGCACCAAAGCGGCCUCCUCAGUCCCGGUCAAGCGCAGCCGGCUCAAGGACCCCAUUACCGGAGCCCCGGAGCCCCAUACGGAGCAGUACGGGGAUGGGGCCGUGCUCCCCCCCUCACCGCACACCCCGGCCCGCGGACGGACCCCGGCCCUGCGGGGCCUGGCGGGCAGGAAGCGGAGCCGCAGGGAGAUGGAAGCGGAGCCGGAGCACGGGGGGUCCUGCGGGAGAGCGGUGAGGAAGAGGCUGGAGCUGCACCGGGAUGCGGAACCCAUGGCGCAGACCCUCAGCCCCCCGUCUGCUCGUCCCCUGUGUCCGCCUGCACAGGACCUGGCACCAGAGCCCCCUGCCAGCACCAACUGCUCCCCCAGCCAUGGGCAGGAUGGGGCAACCGGGCGCCUGCAGCGGGAGGACAUAUCCAGGCUGCAGAGCCGCCUGCACAGGAUGAAGGAGCUGCCGCUGGGAUCCAUCCCUGCAGGGACCAGCACCGAGCUCCGGAGCCGGAUGGAGCGGGUCCGGCAGCUGGAGCUGCGGGUCCGGCAGAGGAGAGCAGGCAGUGGGGCCACAUCCGGAACGGAGCCACAUAGGGACACUGAGGAUGCGGGUCCUGUGGCUGAGGCUGGCAAGAAGACCCCUGCAUACCAGCGGUUCCAUACCCUUGCUGAGGAUGUACCCCCGGGGCUCUCACUGCCCUACAAGUACCGGGUGCUGGCAGAGAUGUUCCGCAGUGUGGACACCAUUGCAGGGAUGCUCUUCAACCGCUCCGAGACCAUCACCUUCUCCAAGGUCAAACAGGGUGUGCAGGACAUGAUGCGCAAGCAGUUUGAGGAGCGGCACUUGGGGCAGAUCAAGACGGUGUAUCCCACCUCCUACAAGCUGCGCCAGGAGAAGAACAUCCCCUCUUUUGGCAUGAAGAGGUCUGACUAUCAGCUCACACUGGAACCGGUGCUGGAGGAAGAGGAGAAGGUGAAUGGGCGCCUGCACUUAUCAGCAUCACGGCUGCUGCAGCGCAGGAAGGAAUUCAACCGCAACCUGAUGAACAUUGUCAAGCAGCACCACAAGGCAUUCCUGGCUGCUCUCAGCCCACCAAUGGUGGUGCCAGAGGAGAAGCUGAUGCGGUGGCAUCCUCGGUUCAAUGUGGAUAAGGUACCAGACAUCAUCCCUGCGGAGCUGCCACGGCCACCGCAGGAGGACAGGCUCACCACGGCCCAGGAGGUGCUGAACAGGGCUCAGGGGAUGCUGAGCCCCAAGAUGGAAAAAGCUCUUGCCAACCUGGCCUUAAGAACGGCUGAAGCUGGAGCAGGGGAACCGGUGGUUUCCAAAGCACCAGUCCCUGCCAGCACCUCCAGUGCUCUCAAAGGGGUGUCCCAGGACCUGCUCGAGAGGAUCCGUGCGAAGGAGGCACAGAAGCUGCAUGCACUGAUGACCCGGGAUGCGCAGCAGGAGCGCCGGAUCGGGAUGCUGCAGCGCCUGCCUUCCAUGGCCCGUAUCCUGCGCAACAUCUUCGUGGCCGAGAAGAAGCAGGCGCUGACCAUGGAUGUGGCUUGUGCCCGUAUGGCUGAUAGCUACGAGGAGCAGAUGGCUGCGGGGGACAUGGAGAAACACCUGCGGCUGUUGGCAGAGCUGCUGCCCCACUGGGUGGGCAUCCACACCAUCAGGACGGACACCUACAUCAAACUGGACAAAGGGCAGGACCUCAGGAUCAUCACCGAGAGCCUCACCAAGGCGGCGAAGGAGGCAGAAACCCUCUGAGCCCCACAAGGGUUGAGGCUUACCCUGUGCAAUGUCCUCUCAAUGUAGCAGAUCCCAAUGGGAUCCAAUGUGGGCUCAUCCUCAGGGAUGUCUGAGAACAAAGCGCCUUAAUUCCUCUGCCAGGGUCCAUGAGGACUGUAGCUCUAACCCUCAAGCUGAAGGGGGACAGUCCUGCAGCCUGGGUGACGAUGCAAGUGGUGGAGAGGAGCUGUAGUAACCUCAUCUCUGUUGUAUUACCCUGAAGGUUUGAUACAGGUUUCUUCCAUUAACGGGGCUCUGUUGGGGUGGAGACAGGGUUGAGAGGGUGACGAGUCAGGAAAGGAGUGAGAGAAGAAGUCACAAAUGGAUGUUUUUGGAGCUCUGGGCCUUGUUCUGUUUUAAAACUCAUCCCCAGCACUCGCUGGAAACAACUACAGGAGUUGUCAAAACACAUUUGUAUUAAAUGUUUUAAAUAGAGCUGACUUGCGUUA